Acipenser ruthenus (sterlet) is the source of this 5856-nucleotide messenger RNA. Its product is annotated as adhesion G-protein coupled receptor D2-like. Gene Ontology annotation, biological process: adenylate cyclase-activating G protein-coupled receptor signaling pathway; cell surface receptor signaling pathway. The transcript is spliced from 25 exons. Gene Ontology annotation, molecular function: G protein-coupled receptor activity. Lineage: Eukaryota; Metazoa; Chordata; Actinopteri; Acipenseriformes; Acipenseridae. Bases 472 to 3813 code for a protein of 1113 amino acids. Gene Ontology annotation, cellular component: membrane. The record is from RefSeq and is a predicted model, not a curated record.
CAAGUAUAAUAAAACGUUCAUGCAAAGUUUAUAGAGCGGAACACUUGCCACGAGAGGUAGAGCGGACUUUUCCAUUCUGUACACUUGUGCUUUUUGGGAUGUUUUCCAGUUGCAUGUGCUGUCAGUCACAGACUUGCAGCCUGGUCCAUAGUUGACAGCAAUUUAAUUCUCAGCCACUGAUGUCAUUUAGGAGGUCACUGCAGUUACAGAAAAACCAACCAUCUGAACGUGUUCUGGCUAAUCUCAGCAACGCUGGAGCAAGUGCUGCACGGGAAUACUGCUAAUGCAAUGCAGAAACAGGAUGAUGGAAGAAACUGACGGCGUUAUCGAAAUGGAGCUGUUAUUAUAUAAAUUAAAUCUUAAUUUAAAAAAAUAAAUGUAAUACAAAUACAACUUUCCUUAACUGGUCUGUUGGGCUGCUUUUAAAAUAUAAACAACGCGGGUAGGUGGAAACAUCAGCGUCUCGCUUUUAUGCAGGUGCUAUAUAUUUAUAAGAAAAUGCAAUGGUUUAAAUGUAUCUACACAAGUUUGUUUGUUUUGUUUCAUCACUGUGCUAGUGAAGAUUUGCAGUUGACAUUUGACAACAGACAUCACUUUGCAUACAAUGAUUCCUACUAUGAGUACGUGCCUGGUCCGCUUCAGUGGAAGGAAGCAACAUGGGCCUGUCACCAAAAGUCUGGAUUCCUUACCACGGUGGCAUCCAUGCAGGAAACUAGGGAGUUGAGCCACUUUUUACAGUCUCUCAACAUAACGGAUACACUCUGGAUAGGAAGGAAGGCAAUGGAUCAUUUAAAUGGUGUUCUGGAGUUCUCUGCUAGGACUGACCAGAAGCAUGCCAGGAUCAUGCAGCAGUUCCCUAACAUGCAGUCUGUGACUGUCUGUGCUUACAUUCAGUUUGAUCCAAGUUGCUUGGGAGUGUCCACUGUGUUCUCUUAUUCCAUUCAGUCAUUUAUUAAUGAGUUCCAGCUUCGUGCUAACAUAGUCCAUGGGGAGCCUAUCCAGCUGGCUUUGCUUGUACAUGGUAUACACAGCCCUUAUUCAGUUGCUGGGGAUAAUGAUGGUCUUUGGCACUUUGUGUGUGUUAGCUGGACCCGGGAUGAUGGCAGGUGGGCUAUCUCCAUGGAUGGAUCUAUCAUCGGUUCUGGGGACAAGCUCUUCCUGUCUGAUGACAUUGGCCGGGAUGGUGUUUUCAUUAUCGGUCAGGAGCAGGACACUUUUGGCGGCUCCUUUAAGAAGGAAGAGUCUUUCACUGGAAACAUCACACAACUGCACAUGUGGGACCGGGUGUUGAACUCCAGUACAAUUCAGUCCAUGGCGAGGGACUGUUCAGUGAUUUCAGAGGGAUUAUUUUUUACAUGGAACUUCUCAGUACUUCAACUCGAGCCUUCUGUGAAGAUACAUUGGGUAUUUUCCCAGUGUCAAGAUAACAGAAGCCAAACUGUUGGCCAAAUGCCAUUUGAUUGGAUAGAUGGAGGGUCGAUAUCAUACCAUAACUUCUCAUUAAAUGUCAACUACAUGCCAAAUACUGGAGAAUGUGUGACCAUUGACCCUGUAACUGGAAGCUGGGGUUUGGAAAUCUGUUCCAAGCCAAAGAGAGCCCUCUGUCAGUAUGACAAAGAUGUAUAUGAACAUCUGCAACGAUUUUCUUUAAUACCACAGACUUCAUUUUUUUUUACUGUGAGCAGAGAACCUCUAGUCAGCGCCGUGAUGGAUGAGCUUCAGAUAAACACCACAGGGAUCCAACGAAACCUCUCCAGAGUGAACAGUCUCACUGGAGUGAUGUUGAAAGUGUUGGAUGAGAACCCAGACAUCCUUACCUCUGCUGACCUCCUCUACCUUACUCAGUUUAUGGGGACUGUGGUAGAGCUUGGUGUUGUGGAGAUGGAAAAUGCCUCAGAAGCCUUUGUAUCUUUGGCCACCAACUGGUUCAAGUUAGCCAGUAAAAUCAUUGAUACAGGACUCUCUGCACAGUGGCUGGAGCUGACCGAGCAGGUGGUGAUUCCGGGACCAUUUGCAGUGAUUAAAAACAUAGAUAGCUUGGCUGUAUUGAUGGCUGAUACACUGUCGAUGGCGGGAAUGAGCUUCACCCUGUCAACUAAGAACAUAGACUUGCACAUAGAGCCCCGGACGUUGUCCCACUUGAGUUGUGGCUGUGUGUUUAAACCCGGGACCCUCGGCAGUCACUCUGGUAAUCAAGAUGAAAUACAGAUCCCAGAUACUGAGGUGUCAAGGUUACAUGCGAUGGGAUACAGAGAACUUACAUUUAUACAUGUAUACUACAGUCACCUUGUGGACCUUCAAGCAAAUCUGUACCAAGAACCUGUCUUGCAUCAGCAAAAGACAGACAGCAGUUCACAGGCAGGUAGACUCACAACCGCUGUUAUAUCAUCGACAGUGCGGGAUCCCAGUACAAGAAGGGAUAUUCCGGUAGCUGUUCAUUACACAUUAUCACAUGCAGAACUGGUGGGAUAUACUCAGUUUCCUUUUGCAGUUUGUGUGUUUUGGAAUUUUAGCUUGAAGAAUGGACAUCAAGAAGGAUGGUCAAGUGAAGGGUGUCAGGUGAUGCGCUUGGGGUCACAGGUUACUUCCUGCUUUUGCAACCACACAACAAAUUUUGCAGUGUUGAUGAAAUUUAUAGAAGUAAAGUGGAGCCCAGAAGAGGAGAGUAUUUUGACUAAGCUGACUUUCAUUGGGUCUGGAGCCUCCCUCUGUGCGUUAGUGAUGACCUUGAUGCUCUUCACAGUGCUUGACAUUCCAAAAUCUGAUCGGACUUCCAUUCACAAGAAUCUGUUCUUAGCUCUGAUUGCUGCACAGGUAGUGCUUCUGAGCAGCGGGUCGGCCACAAGCAAUAAGGUUGCCUGCACUGCGGUGGCUGCCCUGCUGCACCUGUUCUUCAUGGCAGCGUUCACCUGGAUGCUGGUGGAGGGGCUCCUGCUGUGGAGCAAGGUGGUGACUGUGAAUCUGAGCGAGGAGAGGCGCAUGAAGUAUUAUUACCUGAUCGGCUGGGGUCUCCCUGUUCUAAUAGUCAGCAUCACCCUGGCUGCAACUUCGGAGAAAUAUUCUGCAGAUGGGCAUUGCUGGCUGAGUGUCAAAAACGGAGUCAUUUGGGGUUUUGCAGGCCCUGUUAUCUGUAUUAUCAUGGUGAAUAUACUGGUCCUCACACGGGUGGUAUUGAUCACCUUAUCCACUGCUAAGCGGAGGGCAAUAAUGCUUGCUUUGAACAGCAGUCCUAUUGAGCAAGCUUAUGAUCAGAUCCGGGCUGCUGUGAAAGCUGUGUUAGUGCUCUUACCCAUCCUGGGGCUUACGUGGCUGUGUGGAGUACUGGUACCCUUCUCUAUAGUAAUGGCUUACAUCUUUGUGCUUCUCAACUCACUGCAGGGCCUCUUCAUCUUUCUGAUAUAUGGGGUGUACAACACAGAGGUACGGAGCACAAUCGACAGAAUUAAAGAAAGAAGAAGAGCUCAGAACUUCUCGAAUUGUGCUAAUUCACGACCUUCCAGCUCCGUGACCAGCUCCAGACCCGCCAGCUCCCCGGCUCUCGGACUGCAGGACCUCAGCCACGACCUCGGCCUAGGCAGCCACUGUGCCAGCGAGCCAGACCAGCAGAACAUCCCCAACAAGCCAGACAGCAGCAUGGUGUAUGAAAACUCAGCUGCCACCAGUGACCGGCAGCUGUCAAUCCCUAGUCUGCCACGAGGGCCAGAUGAAGACUUGCCUUGCUUCACUUUGGGCUCCUUAACCCCUGAACAGCGAACCGUAAUUUGCAGAGGAAAAAAUCCCACGGGAGGGAAUGGGAUAAUAGUCACUCCGUGAAGGCUAACUGCUGUGGUGUAGAGGAAGAGAGAUCAAACUCCCAGGCUGCAAGGGGGAGAGUGAGAGCACACAUUUUAAAAAGGAUUGUUCCCCCGCCAAUAUACAGACGUGCUCAAAUUUGUUGGUACCCUUACAACUCAUUGAAAUAAUGCUUCAUUCCUCCUGAAAAGUGAUGAAAUUAAAAGCUAUUUUAUCAUGUAUACUUGCAUGCCUUUGGUAUGUCAUAGAAUAAAGCAAAGAAGCUGUGAAAAGGGAUGAAUUAUUGCUUAUUCUACAAAGAUAUUCUAAAAUGGCCUGGACACAUUUGUUGGUACCCCUUAGAAAAGAUAAUAAAUAAUUGGAUUAUAGUGAUAUUUCAAACUAAUUAGUUUCUUUAAUUAGUAUCACACGUCUCCAAUCUUGUAAUCAGUCAUUCAACCUAUUUAAAUGGAGAAAAGUAGUCACUGUGCUGUUUGGUAUCAUUGUGUGCACCACACUGAACAUGGACCAGAGAAAGCAAAGGAAAGAGUUGUCUGAGGAGAUCAGAAAGAAAAUAAUAGACAAGCAUGGUAAAGGUAAAGGCUACAAGACCAUCUCCAAGCAGCUUGAUGUUCCUGUGACAACAGUUGCAAAUAUUAUUAAGAAGUUUAAGGUCCAUGGAACUGCAGCCAACCUCCCUGGGCGCGGCCGCAAGAGGAAAAUCGACCCCAGAUUGAACAGAAGGAUAGUGCAAAUGGUAGAAAAAGAACCAAGGAUAACUGCCAAAGAGAUCGCACCAUCCGUCGUUUUUUGAGCGAAAGUGGGCUCCAUGGAAGAAGACCCAGGAGGACUCCACUUUUGAAAGAAAAACAUAAAAAAGCCAGACUGGAAUUUGUUAAAAUGCAUAUUGACAAGCCACAAUCCUUCUGGGAGAAUGUCCUUUGGACAGAUGAGUCAAAACUGGAGAUUUUUGGCAAGUCACAUCAGCUCUAUGUUCACAGACGAAAAAAUGAAGCUUUCAAAGAAAAGAAUACCAUACCUACAGUGAAACAUGGAGGAGGCUCGGUUAUGUUUUGGGGCUGCUUUGCUGCGCCUGGCACAGGGUGCCUUGAAUCUGUGCAGGGCACAAUGAAAUCUCAAGACUAUCAAGGCAUUCUGGAGCGAAACGUACUGCCCAGUGUCAGAAAGCUCUGUCUCAGUCGCAGGUCAUGGGUCCUCCAACAGGAUAAUGACCCAAAACAGACAGCUAAAAGCACCCAAGAACGGAUAAGAAAAAAACAUUGGACUAUUCUGAAGUGGCCUUCUAUGAGUCCUGAUCUGAAUCCUAUCGAACAUCUAUGGAAAGAGCUGAAACUUGCAGUGUGGAGAAGGCACCCAUCAAACCUGAGACAGCUGGAGCUGUGGGCCAAACUACCUGUUAACAGGUGCAGAAGUCUCAUUGAGAGCUACAGAAAAUGUUUGAUUGCAGUGAUUGCCUCUAAAGGUUAUGCAACAAAAUAUUAGGUUAGCAGUCCCAUCAUUUUUGUCCAUGCCAUUUCCAUUUGUUUUCUUAUUUACUAUAUUAUGUUGAAUAAAAUAAUCAAAAGCAAAGUCUGAUUUCUAUUAAAUAUGGAAUAAACAAUGGUGGGUGCCAAUUACUUUUGUCAGUUUCAAGUUAUUUCAGAGAAAAUUGUGCAUUCUUCGUUUUUUGUGGAGGGGUACCAACAAAUUUGAGCACGUCUCUGUAGAACUCCUCUGUUUGUAUCCUGGGACACUAUCACCCUUCAUUUAAAUGUGCUUUAUUUUGCUCUUAUCUGCCCCCUAUUUUACUGCAUUUAAUCCUGUACUUCAGAAUACUGUAAUCUGCCAAGUGUUUAACCUGUAGUAUUUUGUAUUUAAUCAUAUCCUGAUGUAACUAUCACUAUUAUCUGCUGUAUUAUUGAAUUGUGGUUUGUCACACUUGAACAAAAGUUAUUGUAUUUCUUGCUCUUAUUGUACUACUUGUAUUGUAACACUUGAAAUGUAUUUGCUUACGAUUGUAAGUCGCACUGGAUAAGAGCGUCUGCUAAGAAAUAAAUAAUAAUAAUAAAAUAAUAAUAUUACUGA